Molecule: messenger RNA, 645 nt
Organism: Sphaeroforma arctica JP610
Lineage: Eukaryota; Ichthyosporea; Ichthyophonida
Exons: 4
Coding region: 1-645 (214 amino acids)
Biological process (GO): small GTPase-mediated signal transduction
Molecular function (GO): guanyl-nucleotide exchange factor activity
Source: RefSeq, a predicted model, not a curated record
AUGCACCUCUCUACUUACCAUUCCGGCCUCUUAUCCAGGCAUCAAGAGCAGGCCCCGGGAAUCCUUAGAGUGCUACGCCGACACAACAGUGUGUGCCUGUUUGCAGCAUCGCUUGUGCUAGACUCUAAGCCCGGACAAGAGAGGUUUCAGUGCGUAGUGCAACUGCUGCGACUGGCGCUGUGGUUGAAGAAGAAAGGUUGCUAUGACACUGUCUUUGCCCUACAUGAUGGCUUGCAUUCACCCGCGGUGAAGCGCUUAGACACGUGCUGGGCUAUGGUUGAUCGCGUGCCUGGAUACGCAGAAAUGCGGGCGCAGAUACAACGGCUGUGUUCGCCCGCGAAUGACUUCGACAAAUACCGUACUGAAGUGGCCGAGGUAUCGCACCACCGCGGCUUAGUGUACGACUUUUUCGUCUGCUAUGACCUGUACAUUAGCCCGGAGUCUCUGAUGGACAAGAUCUGCUACGAGGUCUUCUACGACUUUGGGACCAUGUCCUUCCUGAAGAUGUACAGGGCUAUACGUAUAGAGGUGGUUGUUGAAGAUGUACAGGUCCAUAUCACGCCAGGGCUGCUCAUAUCGAUGCCAGUGGUGUUCGUAGAUGUCAGUGCUAAACGUAUCGAAGUGUUUGUGAUACCUUGCACGUGA